UUAUAGACACAGUGUCGUGCGGACGUGCGUUUGAAACUGUCGCUCGCAUAUAAUGCAACCUCCGCAACAUCGUCCUUUUUAAAUGAAUUUGUGUUCAGUCAUUAAAAAUAAGUAGCUUGAAUAAUAAUAUAAAAGGCAUACAUGAAUUUAAGAAGAUAAUUCGUGAUAAAGCACUGCCACCUUUCAGUUCAGUGAUCUUUUAAUACAGUGGUCCUUAGAAAUGGAUGAGGCUUUCGCGCAUUUGGAGAGUGAUGAGAAGAAGUGCAAGAAGGGUCUAGUAGCCCCGGACGGGGGCUGGGGAUACGUGGUUGGUCUAGGGGUUGGAUUUACCUUCAUGUUGGGUUUCGGGUCUUCCAACGCGUUCGGCAUAUUGUUUCACAACUUCUUUGUGGAGCAGGGCAGCGGUAGUGGCUUGCCGCUUGUCAUAGGAGUUUACAAUGGAGCCCUUUCUAUUUCUGGUUUCCUGGGCGGGAUAGCUUUGAAGCGAUAUUCUUUUCGUCAGGUGGGCCUCGUUGGAGCAGGAUUAUUUGUGCUCGGAGAUGCCCUCACAAUUUUCGUGCAAAGGACUUACCAGUUGGUCUUCACAUUCGGAGUUAUUAGAGGAGCCGGAUUCGGAAUGAUGAUCCCAGUCAGUUUUACGGCCUUUAAUUGCUAUUUCACCAAGAAACGGACGGCAAUGAUGAGCGCCAAUCAAGCAAUGAGCAGUUUAGCCUCUAUAACCUUCCCAAUGUUGGUGACGUACCUUCUGUCGGAGUACGGACUAAGAUGGACCCUCGCGUUAAUCAUGGCAGUUGAUCUACACUUGGUGUUUGCCAUGCUAGUCAUGCAUCCUGUUGAAUGGCAUAUGAUUAGAUCUGAUGAAGUUAUUGAAAAAGAGUUAUGUGAUAUAAAUAGUAUUAAAAAGAAAAGUAUAGACAGUUUCGAUGAGUUCUCUGUGCGUAUGCUACCCGGUGGUGAAGAGGACGUGGAAAUAAAAAGUAUUAAGAGAAGAAAAAAGGAGUCUAGGACAAUUAAUUUCGUAAAGAUUGUGUGUGAAAAUGUAGAACUGGACUUGUUGAAGGACCCUAAAUUCGUUAGCACUUUAGUUGGACUCGGGUUCGCCUUUGUGUCUGAUGUUACAUACUUGGCUAUGGAACCAAUGCUACUUUUCUCGUAUGGAUUUUCUAAGAUACAAGUAGCGACGUGCGUUAUGGUCGGAGCUGUGUCAGAUUUAGUCGCAAGAUUAGUACUUGCUGUUGUCACUUACUUCUUUGUCGUCGACAGUCGGCUGAUUUUCUUCGUGGGCACGUGUGUAACGGUCUUCCUACGUAUAGCCUUGGUGACAUCAAGCUCGCUGUGGUUUGUUUUCGCAAUCACUGCCGUAUCUGGUCUCGUGAGGUGCUCCGUCCAGGUGUUGUUUCCUCUUGUGUUGGUCACUGCGGCGCCAGAUCGCUUCCCAGCAGCACUGGCAUUACACAUAUUGUUCUCUGGAACACUUAUGAUGUUGGCUGAUCCUAUGAUUGGUGUACUAUAUGAAACUACAGGAAGUUACGUGUACUGUUUCUUCGCAAUGAGUUUCUGCUGUCUAGUGUGUGUUGUACUAUGGACUAUUGAAUUUAUAGUGUACCGUAAAGGUAAAAGUAGAUCCUAAAUAUAAUUAUUAGAACUUUCAAGUACUAUUGUAUUUGUGCCGUAAGUCUUAAACUUUUUGAAAGAAGGCCCUAAGGUGAUAUGCCAUAUGAAAGUCUUUUUAAUUACCAGACUACUUUCUAGUUAAAAGAUUACAAAUUUCUAUGAGAAAGUUCCUUUACAAAAAGUCUAAGAUGAGAGUGAAACUGCGGGCAGUAGCUAGUUGAUUUUUUAUUAAAUAGUU
This is a messenger RNA of Helicoverpa zea (corn earworm), 1852 nucleotides long. Its product is annotated as monocarboxylate transporter 14-like. The record is from RefSeq and is a predicted model, not a curated record. NCBI's taxonomy places the organism in Eukaryota, Metazoa, Arthropoda, Insecta, Lepidoptera, Noctuidae. Gene Ontology annotation, molecular function: monocarboxylic acid transmembrane transporter activity. Bases 221 to 1630 code for a protein of 469 amino acids. Gene Ontology annotation, biological process: monocarboxylic acid transport; transmembrane transport. The transcript is spliced from 9 exons.